Dovyalis caffra is the source of this 1380-nucleotide messenger RNA. The record is from the annotation of a GenBank genome assembly. NCBI's taxonomy places the organism in Eukaryota, Viridiplantae, Streptophyta, Magnoliopsida, Malpighiales, Salicaceae.
AUGCCACCACCCACCCCCACCUCCCCACUACCGCCAUGCAUAUCCCGGACCUCCUCCCUCUCGGUAACAGAAACAGUAAAUGGGUCCCACAAAUUCACAAUCCAAGGCUACUCAUUAGCCAAAGGAAUUGGUGUAGGCAAACACAUAGCUAGCGAGACUUUCACUAUUGGUGGUUAUCAAUGGGCUAUUUAUUUCUACCCAGAUGGGAAAAACCCUGAAGACAAUUCCUCUUAUGUCUCUGUUUUUAUCGCUCUUGCUAGCGAAGGCACCGAUGUUCGAGCCCUUUUCGAGCUCUCCUUGAUUGAUCAGAGUGGUAAAGGCAAACAUAAAGUUCAUAGUCACUUUGAUCGCUCCCUUGAGAGUGGGCCCUACACCCUCAAGUAUCGAGGCAGCAUGUGGGGGUACAAGCGAUUCUUCAGACGGGCAAUGCUUGAAUCAUCGGAUUUUCUGAAAGAUGAUUGCUUGAAAAUUCACUGUACUGUUGGUGUUGUGGUCUCUGCAAUUGAUUACUCGAGAUUGCACUCUAUAAAGGUCCCUGAAUCAGACAUCGGAGACCAUUUUGGUAUGUUAUUGGAGAACGAGGAUUGUUCUGAUAUCACUUUUGAUGUGCAAGGGAAAAAGUUUCAUGCUCACAAGUUGGUAUUGGCUGCUCGGUCUCCUGUAUUUGAAAGUGAACUUCUUGAUGCAAUGGAGGAAGAUAAUAACACAGUAGUUAUUUCUGAUAUAGAACCUAAAGUUUUCAAGGCUUUGCUGCAUUUCAUUUACAAAGAUACUCUUAUGAAAGAUGAGGAACUUUCUGCAUCAAGUUCAACUUCCAUGCCAUCUGUAUUCGACACAUUAACUGCAAAAUUGUUGGCUGUAGCAGAUAAAUAUGAUUUACCUAGACUUAGACUUAUGUGCGAGUCUGUACUCUGCAAGGAUAUAUCUGUGAGUUCUGUUGCCAAGAUUCUGGCCCUGGUCGAUCGUUACCAUGCUAUGGAUUUGAAAUCUGUGUGCCUAAAAUUUGCGGCCGAAAAUCUCGUAGGUAUGUUCUUGUUUGAUUUCCAUUUUUUUGAGACUUCUAUAUUGAAUAAUUUGAACACUAGUUUUUGCGAAGAGGUCCCAAAGUUAUUCGCUGUAGUGGAGUCUGAUGGUUUUGAGUAUCUCAAAGAGAGCUGUCCAGUGCUGCAGGCCGAGCUCCUAAAGGCAGUGGUGGGAUGCGAGGAUGAUGUCAGUGGAUCAGUUGGAAAGAGCCGAAGCGUUUGGGGGCAGUUCUCGGACACAGGGGAUACAAAUGAUAGGAGUAUCAGGCAACGCUGGGAAAAUGGAGGGGAAAGUAGCCAAAACUUGUGGGCUCAACCUGAUAAUGGCAACGGAAGGAGUCCAAGGCAAGAAGAGUGA